AUAGUUUUACUUACGUCACAACAGACUAUACAGCGUGAUUUCGAAGACAAGCCACGGAAACCUAUCUGUCGCCUGCUUCUAAUUUCAAGUAGCGAAGACUGCUGAAUUAAAAAAGAAAAUCGAAAUUCUCAUGAAACGUUUCUUAGAAUACUGCAGGCUUCAUUGAACCAUUUUUUUUUUUUUUUGGACUUAAACUUUAAAGAAACAUGGAAACAGAACUUACUGAGGAAGAAGUGGAUGGGUUCUUGAAGAACAAUCCACUGUUCGUUAGAACAUGGCUCACUGAACAUGGUCUAAGCGAAUUGGGUGAAGAGAUAUUCGCUAAAACUGAGAUACAUAUAGAAAAAGCACAUGCUUUCAUUGAUUUCAUUGGAAAUGCCUUGUUUAAAAAGAAACUGGCUCAAAAAGACGAGAGCGAAACUCUAACGGAAAAUGAACUGUACAAAGAAGUUGUGAAAAUUCUUAACAGUGAGUUUCAUACAGAUUCUCUAUGCCAUCGAGUUCUUAAGAAGUUAUGUACCUUACUUCCGUGUGAAAAAGCAAGUCUCUUUUUGGCUCGGGGAACGGGACAAACUCAAUAUCUAAUCUCGACCCUGUUUGAUGUUACAGCUGAAUCUACUCUUGAAGAAUCACUUCAUACUGAAGAAAACGCCAUACGCAUUCCCUUCGGAAAAGGUAUUUCAGGAUUUGUAGCUCAAAAUAAAUGUCUAUUAAAUAUUAAGGAUGUGUAUCAGGAUCCUCGUUUCUUGAGUGAAGUCGACGAAAAGACUGGAUUUCGUACCAAAAGCAUUCUAUGUAUGCCAAUUCUAGACAAUGAUAAUAAAUUGUUAGCUGUCGCUCAAGUAUUAAACAAAAUAAAGGAGGAAUAUUUUGACUCAGAAGACGAAAAUAUCUUCGAGAGGUUUUUGUCAUUUUGUUCUAUCAGUAUGAAUAAUAGCACUUUCUUUGCAAGUUCAAUUGAAGAGCACGAUCGCCACAGCUUAUUACUAAAACUAAAUCGGUGUAUACUAAAAUAUCAAAAUUCUCUAACGAAACUAAUAUCCGAAAUUACCAAACUCGCCAUGGAAAUGUUACAGUGUGAGAGUAUCAGCAUUUAUUUGAGUGAUCCGAACAAAGAGAAAAUUCUCCCAACUGAAUAUUCGAAAGUCUUUCAGUUAUCGAGAGGAGCUUCAGAUAUCUCAGAACAAAUUAUAGCACCAAACGUAAGAAAAGCAAUUGAACGAAAUAUGAAUAGUAAAAAUAAUUUUGAUGUGUUUAAUUUGAAUGAAUUUACAGAGUCUGAUACCAUACAACUCGAAAGUAAGAUUGGUAGUUGGUUGCUUUGCUUAGCAAUUAAAGAUGCCAGCAAUAAUUUUGUCGGUUGGAUCGUGUAUAUCAGAGAUUCAAGGGAUAUUUUUAGUCGAAAUGAUAUCAACAUGAUGGAGCUAUUUACAAUGUUCUGCGGUUUAGCUAUCUAUAAUUGCCGUCUUUAUGAAACUUCAGCAAAAACGUUAUGUCAGUUAGAAUUUACAAAUAAAGUGCUUAGUUAUCAUGCUACUUGCUAUCCAGAAAUUGUAGAUCGAUUUUUAAGUAUGGAAAUGGAAUCUGUAAAUUAUUCUCAAAUUUAUCAAUUCGACUUCGAUCACUUCUUAUAUUCAGAGGAUGACACUGUUUUGUUGGUCGUUCGCAUAUUUUUAGAUGCCAAAACAUUGCCCGUUCUCAACAUAUCUAAAGAAUUAUUAUAUAGGUGGAUACUAACUGUUAAAAAGAACUAUCGACCUGUCACCUAUCAUAAUUGGCGCCAUGCUCUCAAUGUUACUCAAAUGAUGUUUUGUAUGUUGACUACUGGCAAAUUGCAAAUAUAUUUCACAGAAUUUGAUCGGAUUUGCCUAUUGAUUGCUUGUUUGUGUCAUGAUAUUGAUCAUAGAGGACGUGAUAAUGCGUUUCAAGCGAAGACGGCAUCUCCUCUUGCUAUUCUUUACAACACGUCUGUGAUGGAAUAUCAUCAUAUAAGUCGAUGUCUCAUGAUAUUAAAAUAUGAAGAAACAAAUAUUUUACGAAACAUCUCAGUUGAAAAAUAUCAGCAGGGGCUUAAACUUAUAGAGAAAUCAAUCCUUGCUACGGACCUCCUAAUGUACUUUGAGAAAAGGUACAUUUUCAAACAGAAAUUAGAAGUCGAUGACCAAGCGUUGUCAUCUCAAGAAAGUAUUGAUUUACUAAUUUGCAUGAUGAUGACUGCGUCUGAUCUUUCAAGUAUUACUAAGCCAUGGGAGGUUCAAAGAAAGACUGCUAUUACAGUUGCAACUGAGUUCUUCGAACAAGGCGAUUUGGAGAGCCAUUUUACUCGUAAUAUCAUGCCUAUGAUGGAUCGCAGGAAAAGACACCAAUUGCCUAAAAUGCAAGUUGGUUUUAUU
Octopus sinensis (East Asian common octopus) is the source of this 2393-nucleotide messenger RNA. RefSeq names its product cGMP-specific 3',5'-cyclic phosphodiesterase-like. Lineage: Eukaryota; Metazoa; Mollusca; Cephalopoda; Octopoda; Octopodidae. The record is from RefSeq and is a predicted model, not a curated record. The annotation marks the transcript as partial. Gene Ontology annotation, molecular function: protein binding; 3',5'-cyclic-nucleotide phosphodiesterase activity. The transcript has a single exon. Gene Ontology annotation, biological process: signal transduction.